Molecule: messenger RNA, 1068 nt
Organism: Tarenaya hassleriana
Lineage: Eukaryota; Viridiplantae; Streptophyta; Magnoliopsida; Brassicales; Cleomaceae
Product: SNF1-related protein kinase regulatory subunit beta-3
Exons: 5
Coding region: 508-855 (115 amino acids)
Molecular function (GO): protein binding
Source: RefSeq, a predicted model, not a curated record
UCAAGUUGUGUUGUGACAAUUAUUGUCCCAAAAAAAAAAAUUUGAGGAAGCGUGAAAGAGUCGAUUUUUUUUUUCCAGGAAAGAAAAGGGAGGAAAAGUUGGAGACAAUAAGCAACAGCACGAUACUCGUCGCGGUUGAACGCGAAGGAAGAAAUCUGCUUCGGAGCUCCAUUACCAGUCAUUGAGCAAAGGAAGAACUAGGAUUAGACCCGUGGUUUAAAAGUUCGGCCUUUUUCGGCUAAUUUCUCCGUCAAAAUCUGGGUUCCGCCGGAGAUUUCUAGGGUUUUCCGCAAGGUGGGAUUUUAGGAUUUGGGAAAAUUUCGCACCGUCUUCCCAAAAUCGUCGAGCCCAUAAGAAUAAGAUCCUCGACUGCAUCCAAAUAAAGGGAUACAGAGAUUGCUGUUCCCUCGGUUGAACCUGUAACCGAAGCCUUAGGUCUCAAAGCCCGAUAGUUUGUACAUUCAUCGUGGGGGUUUUACCGCAUUACCAGCGAGAGACCUUCUCAACAUGAACAAUCAAUACCUUCAAGAUCAUGAGAGCAUGACAGUUGCAGGGUUCGAAGUUCCGAUAUCGCCUGCCUCGAGCUACGACAAUGCAAACCCUGGAACGGAAGAUGAAUCCCGAGAGCCUCCAUCAGUCCCACCUCACCUUCAGCAGUCUCUGGUUGGGUUCCCGGCAAGCGCAGAGACGGUUCCUUCACCUCAGAACGUCGUCCUGAACCAUCUUUACAUCGAAAACCGUGAGGCCCCUAGAUCUGUCGUGGCCCUUGGGUUCACCCAUCGGUUCAGGUCUAAGUACGUGACCGUUGUGCUUUACAAACCGGUUCAAAGAAGAGGUAAUAAUGCCAGUGUCUGAUAUUUUAAGCCAUUAUGGAUUUGGCCUUUUGUCCGGUUAAGCCCGGUUUACGAAACCAGCGGGUUAGACUCUCUUUUUUAUUAUUGUUAUUCUCUCUUACCGAUUCAGUUCGGUGGUUGGUUAGGUAACUUGAUUGAAAUUUGAAACUAUCUCGUUGCUUUUGUAUAAUUACCUGCAUUUUAAGGGGUAAACGUUUUUAGAUAUUUUUUUUUA